ACAAUCCAGUCCAAGAGAGAUUAGGAAGCAGAGUAAAUGAGAGAGGGGGAAAGACAAAGGAUAUUUAAUAAGGAGACACAUGACAAGGACACAAGAAGAGAGUCAAGAAAGGUUCUCAUUUAUCUUGUAGUGACGAGAGAGAGAGAGAGAGAGAUAUGGGGGUAACAGCAGUUGUGGGUAUGUGCCUGUUGUGGGUAUGUGCCUCAGCUCUGGGGCAGACUGGUGGUAGGAUAGAGACUAGUGGUGGUAGUAUAGAGACUGGUGGUAGUAUAGAGACUAAUGGUGGUAUUAUAGAGACUGGUGGUAGUAUAGAGACUAGUGGUGGUAGUAUAGAGACUGGUGGUAGUAUAGAGACUAGUGGUGGUAGUAUAGAGACUAGUGGUAGUAUAGAGACUAGUGGUAGUAUAGAGACUGGUGGUAGUAUAGAGACUAGUGGUGGUAGUAUAGAGACUGGUGGUAGUAUAGAGACUAGUGGUGGUAGUAUAGAGACUAGUGGUAGUAUAGAGACUAGUGGUAGUAUAGAGACUGGUGGUAGUAUAGAGACUAGUGGUGGUAGUAUAGAGACAAGUGGUGGUAGUAUAGAGACUGGCGGUAGUAUAGAGACUAGUGGUGGUAGUAUAGAGAAUGGUUCACCUGGUAGAGCAGACCAUUUAACUGGUGAUACUAGUGAUGACACAAGUCGCCCUGAGAUUGUAAUUGGUCAAACCGUUGAUACGGGUAAUGAUGUAACUGGCGUCGGUGGUCCGACUGGUUCCGUGGGCCGUCUGCUGGUAGUACCGAUGGACGGAAGCCACUGGGUGGGGGUUAAGGCCAUCGCCGAGGAGAUGGGUCGCCGUGGACACCAGGUUACCGUGGUGAUCCCCGAGGUGAGCAUGCGUCUGGGCCCCAGCAGCAACUGCAGGACUGUGUCAUAUCCUGUCCCCUACGGCCAGGAGACAGUGGACAUGCUGAUGGACAAGCAUACAGAUAACCUGCGUGCUGCCACACUGCCCCUAGUGGAGCGGAUGACUCAACGCAUGGCUAAUAUCCAGAGUGUCAGCUCCUUCAUACUGACUACUGCUGAGAGUCUGCUGUUCAACACCACACUAAUCACAUCUCUGGAACAGCAGGGUUUUGAUGCGGUGUUGACCGACCCGCUGGUCCCUACAGGCAGUCUGAUAGCCAGGCGUCUGGGCGUUCCGUCUGUGUGUCUGCUCAGAGGGAUCCCCUGUGGUCUGGACCUGGCCUCAGCCGCCUGCCCCUCUCCUCCAUCUUACGUUCCACGCUUCUUCACCAAAUACACACAUAGCAUGAGCUUUCCACAAAGGGUGGGCAAUGUACUGGUGAGUCUGGUGGAGCCGUUGCUAUGCCGACUGCUGUACUUGCGCUUCGACCAGCUGGCCAAUCGCUUCCUGGGAGAGGAUGUGGGUGUGGCCGAGGUACUGGCAGACACUGCCCUCUGGUUGCUAAGGUACGACUUCACGCUGGAGUUUCCUCGCCCCCUCAUGCCUAAUAUGGUGCUGGUGGGAGGGAUCAACUGCCAUGUCAGGAACCCUCUGCCACAGGAGCUGGAGCAGUGGUUGUCAGGGGAACAUGGCUUCAUGGUGUUCUCUCUGGGCUCCAUGGUGGCGUCUCUACCAGAAGACAUCACUCACAUCUUCCUACAGGCCUUCACCCUCAUACCACAGAAGGUCCUGUGGCGGUACUCUGGGCCUGUUCCUGGCAACGUUCCAGACAACGUGAAGAUGAUGAAGUGGAUCCCUCAGAAUGAUCUGCUGGCUCACCAUGGUGCACGGGCCUUCCUGACCCACAGCGGGACCCAUGGUCUGUACGAAGGGGUGUGUCACGCCGUUCCCAUGGUGAUGCUGCCGUUGUUUGGCGACCAACCUGACAACGCUCAGCGAUUGGCCAGUAAGGGAGUGGGCGUGGUCCUGGAUAUUAACCAUAUCACAGUGGAAACACUGCUACAGGCGCUGGACGAGGUUGUCAACAACCCCAGGUAUAAGUCCAGUGUGCUGAAGCUCUCAGCCAUUCACAAGGACCAACCAGUGGACCCCCUGGAGCUCUCUGCCUAUUGGACAGAGUUUGUGAUGCGCCACAAAGGGGCGGGCCACCUGAGAGCCGCCGCCCAAGACCUCAACUGGUUCCAGUACCACAGCUUGGAUGUGAUUGGCCUGUUGAUCGUCGCGGUGAUGGCCAUUGUCAUGGUGACGUUAAAGUGCUUAUCGCUGUGCGUGCGGAGGUUCACAACCAGGAAGAUUAAGGAGGACUGACCAGUAGGGGCGGAGCCUAGAGGCAACAACAGAUAUCCACAUUUAUUUUACAUUUCCUAAACGGUUGUGUAUUCAAAUUGUGUAUAUCAACUCUUCCUAAUAAACACCUGGAGGACGGACAGCCGUCAAAUCAAAUCAAAUCAAAUCAAAUUUAUUUAUAUAGCCCUUCGUACAUCAGCUGAUAUCUCAAAGUGCUAUACAGAAACCCAGCCUAAAACCCCAAACAGCAAACAAUGCAGGUGUAGAAGCACGGUGGCUAGGAAAAACUCCCUAGAAAGGCCAAAACCUAGGAAGAAACCUAGAGAGGAACCGGGCUAUGUGGGGUGGCCAGUCCUCUUCUGGCUGUGCCGGGUAGAGAUUAUAACAGAACAUGACCAAGAUGUUCAAAUGUUCAUAAAUGACCAGCAUGGUCGAAUAAUAAUAAGGCAGAACAGUUGAAACUGGAGCAGCAGCAUGGCCAGGUGGACUGGGGACAACCAAGAGGGAAUCAGGAGCACAAACAGAAGGACUGUACACUAAUGACCACAGAUGUCUUCAGGAACCAAGAGGGAAUCAGGAGCACAAACAGAAGGACUGUACACCAAUGACCACAGAUGUCUUCAGGAACCAAGAGGGAAUCAGGAGCACAAACAGAAGGACUGUACACCAAUGACCACAGAUGUCUUCAGGAACCAAGAGGGAAUCAGGAGCACAAACAGAAGGACUGUACACCAAUGACCACAGAUGUCUUCAGGAAAUAAAGAUGGUGGUGUGUUUCCCUGUUUCAGUGUCGGGGAGAGUAAAUCCUCACCACAACCAAUACAACUAUUCAGUGGAUUAAAACCACACAGACGUUUAUUAUUCAUUCAUUAGAAUUACAGUCUGAUCUGGUCCACUGUUGACAACGAAAUCUAAUCCACUGUUAUGUUCCGCAGCUAAAAUUAAACUACAAUGUUGCUCAAACAGAGAACUGAUCAACAACCCAAACCAAACAGGUGCAGUUUUAGGAGGGGUUCUGAGAGACACUCGAACUGAUCAACAACCCAAACCAAACAGGUGCAGUUUUAGGAGGGGUU
Oncorhynchus keta (chum salmon) is the source of this 3307-nucleotide messenger RNA. Its product is annotated as UDP-glucuronosyltransferase 1-6-like. Bases 156 to 2252 code for a protein of 698 amino acids. The transcript is spliced from 8 exons. Gene Ontology annotation, molecular function: UDP-glycosyltransferase activity. NCBI's taxonomy places the organism in Eukaryota, Metazoa, Chordata, Actinopteri, Salmoniformes, Salmonidae. The record is from RefSeq and is a predicted model, not a curated record.